Camarhynchus parvulus is the source of this 1773-nucleotide messenger RNA. It is a transcript of the gene TAF12, whose product is annotated as TATA-box binding protein associated factor 12. The coding region runs from base 861 to 1346 and encodes 161 amino acids. Gene Ontology annotation, molecular function: protein heterodimerization activity; DNA binding; TBP-class protein binding. The transcript has 6 exons. Gene Ontology annotation, biological process: DNA-templated transcription initiation; RNA polymerase II preinitiation complex assembly. Gene Ontology annotation, cellular component: SLIK (SAGA-like) complex; SAGA complex; transcription factor TFIID complex. The record is from RefSeq and is a predicted model, not a curated record. Lineage: Eukaryota; Metazoa; Chordata; Aves; Passeriformes; Thraupidae.
CACAUCGGCUGUUGCAAAUCCGGGAGGGAGCACAAGAGUGAGCGCCGAGUCAGUCCCGGUGGCGGUCGGUGACCUUCGCUCUGCCCCGCGACUCCCGGCGGGGACGUUCUGCACUGGGAGGGGGAUUCGUUCCCAUCCCGGCUGUCUCCGUGGGGUGAGCGCUUCAAGCUCGGAAGUUCAGCGUGGAGAAGAGCAGGCCCCGGGGAGAUUCUUAGAGCGCCUUCCAGCGCCUGAAGGGACUCCAGGGGAGCUGAAGAGGAACUUUGGACAAGGAUCUGGAGGGAAAGGACAAGGAGAAUGGCUUCCCACUGCCAGAGGGCAGGGAUAGAUGGGAUACUAGGAACGAAUUUCUCCCUGUGAGGGUAGUGGGGGCCUGGCUCAGGUUGCCCAGGGAGACUGUGGCUGCUUCAUCCCUGGAAGUGCCCAAGGCCAGGUUUGACGGGGCUUGUAGCCACUUUGGACAGUGGAAAGUGUCCCUGCCCAUGGCAGGGGAUGGAAUGAGAUGACGUUAAACUUUCUUCGCACGCAAACCAUUCUGAGACUGUAUGAUUGUAUUUAGAUAUUUGGUAAAAUUCACUAUGGUUAAUGGAAGUGGGAGCCCCCUGAGCACUCCAGUGAAUGUGCUGUUUGUCAUUAACGUGGAUUUUAGUUACGGCUCUAAUGCUGUGCUGUCACAGAACUGAACAAUUCGUCGUGCUGAUCGCAGCACCCAAACCUCCUCUUGGCCUGGAGGGAGCUGCUGCUGUGAGGAUGUGGGCUUACCUGCACAUCAGCAGUUGAUUGGUUUGGAUCCCCACAACCCCAAGAAGAAGCAGGACCUAGACAAGCUUUAUGAUCUAAAAGCUAAAGCCCAACAGAUUAUGAACCAGUUUGGCCCUUCUGCCUUGAUCAACCUCUCCAACUUCUCCUCGAUCAAGCCAGAACCAGCCAGCACCCCCCCCCAGAGCUCCAUGGCCAACAGCACUACUGUGGCAAAGAUGCCAGGGACACCCAGUGGAGGAGGGCGGCUCAGUCCUGAAAGCAACCAGGUUUUAACCAAGAAGAAAUUGCAAGACCUGGUGCGUGAGGUGGAUCCGAACGAGCAGCUGGAUGAAGAUGUGGAAGAAAUGCUGCUACAGAUCGCCGAUGACUUCAUUGAGAGUGUGGUGACAGCCGCCUGCCAGCUUGCACGGCACCGCAAGUCCAACACUCUGGAAGUCAAAGAUGUCCAGUUGCACCUUGAGCGCCAGUGGAACAUGUGGAUCCCGGGCUUUGGUUCUGAAGAAAUCAGGCCCUACAAAAAAGCCUGCACUACAGAAGCUCACAAACAGAGAAUGGCACUGAUCCGCAAAACUACCAAGAAAUAGCCCCUGGACACAGCUGGAGACACCACCAAUGCAGUUUGGGAUACCUGCUGCUCCACUGAAGCCUCCAUGAUGUCACCUGUGGGAUAUUUUUUUAAUGCUUUACAGAGAAGCAUCUAUUUUUUAUUAACGGUGCAGCAAUAUCUUGACUUGAUGAAGAGACCUGCCAAAAACAUUCUACCCCCUCUUCUUGUUCCUCCUCAAAGUGCAACAUAUCUCAAACAGACUUUUAUUUGUGACUUGAAGGUGGUUUAUUGUACAAGUGAUUAUCCAAGGGACAGAGCAUUUGAUUGUGUGUGGGACAGUAUUAGAAACAUCUGUAGAGGUUUUUGUUUCCUCCUUCCUGCCCCUACCUGCUCCAGUACUUUGUAAUGUCAGUGUUUAUAUAAAUACUUGUGUUUGUUUUACAUGAAUAAAGAAAUUAUUCUAA